GAGCCACGCGCUGGUGUACGGGCCCGGCGGCUCGGCGCCCGGCUUCCAGCACGCCUCGCACCACGUCCAAGACUUCUUCCACCACGGCACCUCCGGCAUCUCCAACUCGGGCUACCAGCAGAACCCGUGCUCGCUGAGCUGCCACGGAGACGCCUCCAAAUUCUAUGGCUACGAGGCGCUCCCCAGACAGUCCCUUUAUGGGACUCAGCAAGAGGCGAGCGUGGUGCAAUAUCCCGACUGUAAAUCCUCCGCCAACACUAACAGUAGCGAAGGACAAGGCCACUUAAAUCAAAACUCGUCUCCCAGCCUCAUGUUUCCAUGGAUGAGACCCCACGCUCCGGGGCGGCGCAGCGGACGGCAAACUUACAGCCGGUAUCAGACCUUGGAACUAGAAAAGGAGUUUCUCUUUAAUCCUUAUUUGACACGAAAGCGCCGGAUUGAAGUCUCUCACGCCCUGGGACUGACCGAGAGACAAGUGAAGAUCUGGUUCCAGAAUCGAAGGAUGAAGUGGAAAAAGGAGAACAACAAAGAUAAACUGCCGGGAGCCCGAGACGAGGAGAAGGUGGAGGAAGAAGGAAACGAGGAAGAGGAGAAAGAAGAAGAGGAAAAGGAAGAAAACAAGGACUAAGCAAAAAAGAGAGACCCCCCCUUUUAGCAACUCCCUUGAAGUUUCGUUUUAUGGUAGCAGAUAAAUUGAGAAGUUUACGACUGUCAUUUGCUUUUAUAGAGAAUAGAAUGACACUCACAACUCUAACUACCUGUCAGAUACUUGCAGCUCUGGUUUUAUUACCUUUGGACUUCCCCUGCUCUUUAUUUGUUUGGGGGCUGGAGGGGGGAGACCGAGACACAGCAAAGAAAAGUUCGGACUCUCUGUCUCACUCCUGGCCCCAACACACACACUUGUCCCUAUCCCCACCCCCUGAGCCUUCCUGAAUUUUAAGGUCUGAGACCUGGCCUCCUCCCUUCUCUUUGCCCCUUCUUGCCACACUCCCACCUCCCUGCUUAGCUGGUAUUUAUUUUAGAGGGAGCCCCUCAAAUGUGGAAGAGGACUUGUGGCUUUGUUUUUAUUCUAAGAUCGGUGUACUAUAUUUACUUUGGAAAAAGAAGGAAAAGGAAAGAGAAAAAUGAAGAAGGAAAGAAAAGAAAAGGAAAAGGAAACUGUUAAAGAAAUAGGGAAAAGAUGGCAAGACAUAUCCCCUCCCCCUCCCUGGGGCUCCCUGCGUAGAAAAACCCCCUUGACUUUCUCCAGGAACCUGAUGGAGACCUGAAGAGAUGUGGGUCUCUCCCCUCCCCCCCCACGUUUCCAUAGGGGCAGAGAGGAGCCUGCAGUCACCUCUAAAAUCCUACCUAGCCAUUCCAUGGCCACUCGGGCCCAUGCCUUCCUCUCCCUCGAUGUUUGAUUUCUGUCCUAUUGGGCCCGGCUUCCUCUGAGCUGCAUUCGUGUUAGCGCUCAGACAUCUCCAUAAUCAUGAAAAUAAUAAUAAUAAUACUGAUAAUAAAUCUUUAACAUACUACCUAAAGGGAACCUGCAAUAAUCUUGAAGAAAAGAAAUUUUUAAAAAUCCUAUUACAGGAGAAAAAAAGAG
Messenger RNA from Carlito syrichta (Philippine tarsier), 1585 nucleotides. Its product is annotated as homeobox protein Hox-C8. Gene Ontology annotation, biological process: regulation of transcription by RNA polymerase II. Gene Ontology annotation, cellular component: nucleus. Gene Ontology annotation, molecular function: RNA polymerase II transcription regulatory region sequence-specific DNA binding; DNA-binding transcription factor activity, RNA polymerase II-specific. The coding region runs from base 311 to 628 and encodes 105 amino acids. The transcript is spliced from 2 exons. NCBI's taxonomy places the organism in Eukaryota, Metazoa, Chordata, Mammalia, Primates, Tarsiidae. The record is from RefSeq and is a predicted model, not a curated record.